This is a messenger RNA of Aedes albopictus (Asian tiger mosquito), 3127 nucleotides long. RefSeq names its product coiled-coil domain-containing protein 39 (gene Ccdc39). Gene Ontology annotation, cellular component: axoneme. Bases 106 to 3000 code for a protein of 964 amino acids. Lineage: Eukaryota; Metazoa; Arthropoda; Insecta; Diptera; Culicidae. Gene Ontology annotation, biological process: inner dynein arm assembly; epithelial cilium movement involved in determination of left/right asymmetry; cilium-dependent cell motility. The record is from RefSeq and is a predicted model, not a curated record. The transcript is spliced from 3 exons.
UCGAACUUGUUUAUGAGGUGAAAUCGAUUUUAGGCGUUGUUCCAUCAGUGCGAAUUUCAAGUGCAAUAUUUAAUUACCUAGCUGGUCAUAACUGGACUCGCAAAAAUGUCCCAACCGUACGUGAUCCGCGUGAUGGAGGAGAUGGGCUGGGGCUCGGACGGCGGUUUCAUCCCGAUAGCCAACGAGGAGAACAAGAAACUGCUGGACUAUGUGAACCGGUUGGGCGAUCGGAAAACGGACGGAUCGUCCAAGGUGCAGGUCAGCGAUCAGCGGUUGAACAAUCUGCAGGCCCAUCUGAAGAACGCCCAGGUGGAGUUUGAUCAAAACCUGAAGCUGCUGGCGGAGGACAAGGGUCAGAUCGAUACGGAGCACGGGCUGCUGAAGCUGUCGGAGAACGAUGGCGGCAAGAUGCGAAAGAUGGCCAAGGAGGUGCAGUACGAGCGGGAGGAACUGGAGCGGCACGACCAGCGGGCGCAAAAGGAUAUGAAAAAGCUCACCUCCAACAUGGAACGUUUCACGGAGCGCAUCAAGUGGGCCAAAGCAGCACUAACCGAGUGGAAACAGGUGAUGGGCAACGGCGAAGAAACGAACAAACUGAUCGAAAAAUACUGUAAGCUGGAUGCGGGUCGAGCGGAAACCCUGGAAGCCAAACGGAAAAUCCUCGAAGACAAGGUGUCCAAGCGGCGGACGACGCUGGUAACGCUGGCCGAAGAGUACCGCUCGUUGGAACAGGUACUGGAGAGAACAUCUCAGCUGUACCGGCAGGCUCACUCCGAGCGUCGCCAGUUGGUACUGAAGUGGAAGGAGGCCGUCAAGCACAUGAACCAACGCGAAGACGACAUCAAGGAGGUCGAGGCAGAAAUCGAGAAGGCGCGGGAGAUCAGUGCAAUGCUGAGCGACGACCUGCAAGCUCAGGUGGAGUUCUUGGAGGAACAGGAGCGCAACAACAAGGAAAUAGAGCUGGGUAUCGCCGAGUUGAACGUGGAGGUUUCGAAGUUGAGAAACCGCCUGAACGCGUUAACGGAUAGUGUUCAGCUGAAAACGAACGAGUACCAGAUAACACGCAAAGCGGUACAAAACGUGUCCAACAAGUUGACCGGAAUGCGUAACAAGAAUCGCCAGGCUUUGAUGGAGGAGGCAGAGAAGGAAAGGCAGAUCAACACCAACUUGAGCCAGCUGGAAGAACUGAGAGAAAAGUUUGAAAACUUCAGGAGUAAGACGUUGUGUGCUCAGGAGAGGUUGAGGCAGCUGAACGAAAUCGUUGAGCAGGAAGAGAAGCAGAUCAAGGUGCUCAGCGACGAAACGGCUCGACUGUCGACCGCACUGUAUCGUGCGCAAACGCAACUCGUGUCCAUGCGGGACGAGGAUAAGCUCUUGAAGAUAGAGAUUCACUCGAUGGAUUCGGGAAUAGUGAAGAUCAAGGCAGCGAUGAAGGUACAAGAGAAGGAAAUUAUCCGCCAAACUGAGAUUUCGUACAGCGUUGAUUACAAUAUGGAGAAAAUCGAGAAGAGAAUAGCAAACAUGAAGGGCGAGAACAAGCAGGAGGGGACGAGUAGAGCGCACGCGAAAUUAGUGCAGGCGGAAGCGAUUUACUACGCGCGUAUGCAGAAUCACUCGUUGCUUCAGGCUCAGAUUGCGAAAAUUCAAAUCGAUUUCCGGAAUUUGAACGCAAUUUAUCAGCAGGAUUGUGUGGAGAUUGAGAGAAUGAUCGGAAAGUUGAAGGAAAAGUCGUUGAUGGUCGAAGGUGGUGAGAAGAAGAUGAGGCAGUGUACGACGGAAAAUCAGGAACGGUUGGUGGAGAAAAGUUUGCUGAAGAUGCGUAUCAACCAGAUGGAGAUGCUGGUAAAUAAACAGAAUGAUAAGAUGUACACGCUGGAGCGCCAUCGAAUGGAACUGGAAACGGCAAUCAACGAGAGGUUGAUCGAUAUCAAGUCACAGAAGGAUAUGCUGAUGUUGAAGAAGAAGUAUUUGCAUGACGAACGGGCACAGUUGAAGGCGGAUAUUAGCGAGAGGACGUUGAAGAUCGACCAGCUGAAGAACCGGUAUGAGUUAUCGUUGGAUUUGUUAGGGAAGAACGAUGACGGAAGCAUUGUUACGGCAACACAGAUUAAGAUUCAAAACGCACAGGAAAAGUACAUGCUGUUGAGAGAAGGUAGCGAGCUGAAUGUGAAGAUCUUAAAAGCGGAAGAGGAUUUGAAAGCUCUAGAGAACACCUUGAAAUUGAUGAACUUUUCAAAUGAGACGUACAAGCGUGGUUUUCAGAAAGUGGAUGAAGACAAUCCUGAAAUUCAACAAAUGAAUAACGUUCAGAACGAUUACUGUAAGGCAUUGUCGGCGUUGAAAAGCGUGAGAACCGACUUGGCGUUUAACACGGAGAACUUGCACAACUUGAACGAGGAGAGGGAGGAAAGCGAUAAAGCGUUGGAGGUUACAACGAAGGUUCGACUGGAUAACAACGACAUACUAAUCAAGAUUCAGAAGGAGUUGCUCGAUCAGAAGACGAAGAUUCAACGCGCGGAACGGGAACUUCGGUUGGCCAUCAAGGCGGCCCGCGCAAAGACCCACGACGAAGACCUGCUGCAUACCUUUCAGAAGGAUCUGAACCUGAAGGAACUGGAAGAGCGCAACAACAUGGCACUGCAUCAGAUGGCCGAUUUGAUUGAGAUAUUCCAGGAGCUGAAUCCGACGGUGAACAAGUACUUCUACGACAAGGGUUUGCGGCUGCCGGUGGUACGGCGGGCCAAGAGCCAGAUAUCGUGGCGUAGCGAGAACUCUCCCGGAUCGGACUACAGCGGACGGGACGAAUCGGGAUCAUCGAAACAAGCAUCCAAAAUGUCCAUGUGUUCGGCAUCGACGCGUUCGUCCGACUCGUCCGAGAACAUUGCCAAAUCGUUCGACAACCGGAUGAGCGCCGGGCUCUCGGUGAUCCUGAUCGACUUUCCCGGAGCCAGUGGUAGCAAAAAGUGCGGCCCCGGUGGAGGAAAUCACAAUAAGAAGUAACCCCCUAUUUAUCUGGAUGUGUAUGAAUUGAUGGCGACAAUGACAACGGCAAUGUUCUUUCACCUUCUAUCCGUCAUGUAAACCAAAUAUUUUUGUACAUUUCAGUUGACCAUCAUUGUCAAAUUUA